CUCUCCCUCGCGGCUCGCCCUCUCCCGUCGCUAACAAUGAAGAGGAGAAAUGAUCCAGAAUGCACUGCCCCUAUCAAGAAGCAGAAGAAAAGAGUUGCAGAGUUUGCCCUGAACCUCAGCUCUCCAUCAGAUGAUGAACCCCCCUCUUCUGUCAAUCAUACAACAAAAGUAUCUACGACCAGCCUCAGUGGGUCUGACAGUGAGACUGAGGGGAAGCAACACAGUUCUGACUCUUUUGACGAUGCAUUUAAAGCAGAUUCACUUGUGGAGGGAACUUCUUCUCGGUAUUCCAUGUAUAAUAGUGUCUCCCAGAAACUUAUGGCCAAGAUGGGCUUCAGGGAAGGCGAAGGAUUGGGUAAAUACAGCCAGGGUCGGAAGGACAUUGUUGAGGCCUCCAAUCAGAAAGGUCGAAGAGGUUUGGGCCUGACUCUGCAAGGCUUUGACCAAGAAUUAAAUGUGGAUUGGCGAGAUGAACCUGAGCCCAGUGCCCUUGAGCAGGUGUCAUGGUUUCCGGAAUGCACCACUGAAAUUCCUGAUGCUAAGGAAAUGAGCGAUUGGUUAGUCGUGGGAAAGAGAAAGCUGAUGAUCGAAGAUGAAACAGAGUUUUGUGGGGAAGAACUUCUCCACAGUAUGUUGCAGUGUAAGAGUGUGUUUGAUGUCCUGGAUGGGGAAGAGAUGCGGCGAGCUCGGACCCGGGCCAACCCUUAUGAGAUGAUCCGAGGAGUCUUCUUUCUUAACAGGGCAGCAAUGAAGAUGGCUAACAUGGAUUUUGUAUUUGAUCGCAUGUUUACAAAUCCACAAGACUCAUGUGGGAAACCUCUGGUGAAGGACCGUGAAUCAGAACUUCUAUACUUUGCUGAUGUCUGUGCAGGCCCUGGAGGCUUUUCAGAGUAUGUGCUGUGGAGGAAGAAGUGGCAUGCCAAGGGCUUUGGAAUGACUUUGAGGGGCCCUAAUGACUUCAAGCUAGAGGACUUCUACUCAGCCUCCAGCGAGCUCUUUGAGCCCUACUAUGGAGAGGGUGGGAUCGAUGGAGAUGGAGAUAUCACUCGCCCGGAUAACAUCUCUGCUUUUAGAAACUUUGUCUUGGACAACACAGAUCGCAAGGGUGUCCACUUUCUGAUGGCGGAUGGGGGUUUCUCAGUGGAGGGGCAGGAGAAUCUUCAAGAAAUCCUCAGCAAGCAGCUGCUGCUCUGUCAGUUCCUCAUGGCACUGUCUAUUGUCCGCACAGGAGGCCAUUUCAUCUGUAAAACCUUUGACCUGUUCACACCGUUCAGUGUGGGGCUCAUCUACCUGCUGUACUGCUGCUUUGAACGUGUAUGUCUCUUUAAGCCAAUUACCAGCCGUCCUGCCAACUCAGAGAGGUAUGUGGUGUGCAAGGGUCUGAAGGUGGGCAUAGAUGACGUGCGGGACUACCUCUUCUCUGUGAAUAUUAAACUCAACCAGCUGGCGAACACCGAUUCUGAUGUCAACCUUGUGGUUCCCUUGGAGGUGAUCAAGGGAGACCAUGAAUUUACUGACUACAUGAUUCGGUCCAAUGAAAGCCACUGUAGCCUGCAAAUCAAAGCUCUGGCCAAAAUUCAUGCCUUUGUACAAGACACAACCCUAAGUGAGCCACGCCAGGCAGAAAUCCGGAAAGAGUGCCUCCGCCUUUGGGGAAUUCCAGACCAGGCUCGUGUUGCUCCUUCUUCCUCAGAUCCAAAAUCCAAGUUCUUUGAAUUAAUUCAGGGGACUGAGAUUGACAUCUUCAGCUAUAAGCCCACGCUGCUCACUUCCAAAACCCUGGAGAAGAUCCGCCCAGUGCUUGACUACCGUUGUAUGGUAUCUGGCAGUGAACAGAAAUUCCUCAUCGGCCUGGGGAAGUCCCAGAUCUACACAUGGGAUGGCCGCCAAUCAGAUCGUUGGGUCAAGCUGGACCUGAAGACAGAGCUACCCCGAGAUACUCUACUCUCUGUGGAGAUUGUCCAUGAGCUGAAAGGGGAGGGGAAAGCCCAGCGGAAAAUUAGUGCGAUCCACAUCCUGGAUGUCCUUGUGCUGAAUGGUAGCGACGUGCGGGAGCAGCACUUCAAUCAGCGGAUUCAGCUUGCCGAGAAAUUUGUGAAAGCUGUUUCCAAGCCCAGUCGGCCUGACAUGAAUCCCAUCAGGGUGAAGGAGGUGUACAGGCUUGAAGAGAUGGAGAAGAUUUUUGUUAGGUUAGAGAUGAAGAUCAUUAAGGGCUCCAGUGGGACUCCGAAGCUCAGCUACACAGGGCGGGACGACCGGCAACUUUGUGCCCCACUGGGGCUCUACAUCGUCAGGACCUGUGACUGGUGGGUGCAGCCUUGGUCUUCAAAAAAAACGAACAGGAAGUUCUUUUAUAAUAAGAAAACCAGACUGUCUACCUUUGACCUUCCUGUUGACUCGAUUGCUCCAUUUCACAUCUGCUAUUUUGGCCGACUCUUCUGGGAGUGGGGAGAUGGCAUUCGUGUGCAUGAUUCCCAGAAACCUCAGGACCCAGACAAGCUGUCAAAGGAGGACGUCCUUUCCUUCAUCCACACACACAGCGCCUGAGAGCCUGGGACUACACCCCUUCCGAAUGUCCUGUCAGUCUAAGUCAGGGCACUCUGUCCCCAGCACUGGUUCCCUUCCCUUCUCGGGAAGAGGACCGGGAAAAGUUAUGACUGCAGCGCUGCCCAGGAAGGAUAGGUGGGCCCCUUUCCCUCUCAUCCGAAAGCAUUCAUGGCUGGGCCUUCAGAGACUCACAUGUUCCUUCUGGGACGCUUUUUGUAUUCCUUCCUGGAGACCUGCUGGGAACUGUCUCCCCUGCCAGGACUCAUGUUAGGGGACUUUGCUCCCGUGGCAGGUUUGAGGUCAGGGUCCAAGGCAUGUGGGGCCAGUGGAGGAGGUGUCAGAGCAGCAGGGCGUUGAGCUCAGCUGUUUUCUCCUGGAUCCUGUAGACUCACUUUUCUGAGUUCUGUGCACUGCCCUGAGGGUGGCCAUGUUCUCUGCUUUGCCCAACUUUUUAUUGGGUAACUGUCGUGAGCUGGCAGGAGUGGCUGCUGUACAAUCAAGGUUUUGUUCUUUGAACUCAUUGUUUUGAUGCCAAGUUGGAGAAGAUUUGUGUCUCCAUUCCUAACCCAGUCCUGGUCUUCCCCAGUUUGUCCCAGCCUGGACCUCUGACAAUCCCGCAGGCCGGGACGGGAGGUGUGGGCCCUACAUUCCUGAUGCCAGGUCAGGAGGCAGCUAGCGCUGCCAUUGGGAGUGGAUGUGACUGCCUCCUGGGUCCCAUCUCCUUUGCACUUGACCCUUAGGUGGCUCUCGAUGAGAGAAAGCAGCCUUGAAGCCCUGUGGCCUCUACCCCAUAGCAGAAGUUUCCUGGCUAGGGGCUACUUCCUGGACUGGAUCAUCCCUGGCCUGUUUGCCACAGCCACCUUACUACCCCUGCUCCCCUCACCCCCUUUUUCUUUCUUCCUCAGUAGGAGAUACUUUCGUUUGCCCUUUUGUGGUCACUCCAUUUCCUCUAUCUUGGUGAAAGCGGAGGAGAAAGACAGGAGCUAGGCUUUGGGAGGGGGAGGGCGACACCUGUGGUUGUGGUAAAAGGGAAAUACCUCUCUGAGGGGUUCUGAUGGGCUCUCUAGGGCCCCAUCUCAGUUCUAGGCACGUUCCCAUGGAGAUAGGACACCAAGGCUCCACCCUGGGGUCUCUAGCCAGCAGCUCGUCCUCCCCCGCUCCAUCCAGGUUGGCAGCAGCACCACUAAGAUGCUGUAUUUCCACCCAAUUCUGGGUAUAUCGGUGUGUCUUGCAGAAUCUUACUCAUUAAAGAUAAACAUAUUUUUAA
Molecule: messenger RNA, 3814 nt
Organism: Suncus etruscus (white-toothed pygmy shrew)
Lineage: Eukaryota; Metazoa; Chordata; Mammalia; Eulipotyphla; Soricidae
Gene: CMTR1
Product: cap methyltransferase 1
Biological process (GO): 7-methylguanosine mRNA capping
Cellular component (GO): nucleus; cytoplasm
Molecular function (GO): protein binding; nucleic acid binding; methyltransferase cap1 activity
Source: RefSeq, a predicted model, not a curated record